AUGGACACGCACUCCUCGCAUCUCGCUGCAUCGAACCGUUCGCGGAGCUCUCAGUCCCCGUCGCCGUCGCACUCGGCCUCUGCCUCGGCCACCUCGUCCAUCCACAAACGCAAGCUCGCGUCCGAGGACCACGCGCCGCCGUUCCCUCCCUCUUCAUUCUCCGCGGACACGCGCGACGGCGCUUUGACCUCCAACGAUGACCUCGACAGCAUUUCUGCCCGAGGCGGCGGCGCCGAUUCCGACUCGGACGAUGAGUCCGACGCGCUGGUCGACGACGACGAGGAGGACUUCGACAACGACUCGUCCAUGCGCAACUUCACGGCGGCGCGUCUCGAUAACAGCGGCGCUUCUGCCGUGGUGCGCAACUCGAAGCUCAAAACGGAGAAUGCAACGGUCAAGAAUGAGAGUUCAGACGGCGCUAAAGACGGUGGUGGAACCGCCGGGAACGGUGCAGUGGGGCCCACCGUUGCCGGAGGCUCGGUGCCGGGGAUCAUGGUGAAGGAGGACGCCACUAAGAUCUUCACGGAGAAUAUACAGACCAGUGGGGCUUACAGUGCCAGAGAAGAGAGUUUGAAGAGAGAGGAGGAAGCGGGGAGGCUCAAGUUUGUGUGCCUUUCGAAUGACGGUAUUGAUGAGCAUAUGGUUUGGUUGGUAGGAUUGAAGAACAUAUUUGCCAGGCAGCUACCUAACAUGCCCAAGGAGUACAUUGUCCGACUUGUUAUGGAUAGAAGUCAUAAAUCGGUUAUGGUUAUCAGACGUAAUCAUGUUGUUGGUGGCAUAACAUAUCGACCGUAUGUCAGCCAAAGGUUUGGAGAGAUAGCUUUUUGUGCAAUCACAGCGGAUGAACAAGUAAAAGGUUAUGGCACAAGACUGAUGAAUCACUUAAAACAGUAUGCACGGGAUGUUGAUGGGCUAACCCAUUUCCUGACAUACGCUGACAAUAAUGCUGUUGGCUAUUUUAUUAAACAGGGUUUUACAAAAGAGAUUCACUUGGAGAAAGACCGAUGGCAUGGCUAUAUAAAAGAUUACGAUGGAGGAAUCCUAAUGGAAUGCAGAAUUGACCCAAAGCUACCAUACACCGACUUAUCAACUAUGAUUCGUCGUCAGAGGCAGGCGAUCGAUGAGAAGAUAAGAGAGCUCUCAAAUUGUCACAUUGUUUAUCCUGGCAUUGAUUUUCAAAAGAAAGAAGCUGGUGUUCCUAAAAAAAUCAUUAAGGUCGAGGACAUCCCUGGCUUGAGGGAGGCUGGGUGGACCCCUGAUCAAUGGGGCCAUUCGCGGUUUGGAGCUUUGUCUGCUUCCACAGACAGUGCCAGAAAGUAUUUGACUGGAUUCAUGCGAGGACUUCUAAAGUCUAUGCAUGACCAUGUUGAUGCCUGGCCAUUCAAGGAACCAGUUGAUGCACGUGAUGUUCCUGAUUAUUAUGACAUCAUCAAAGAUCCCAUGGAUCUGAAGACUAUGUCGAAGAGGGUAGAGUCGGAACAGUAUUACGUAACGUUUGAGAUGUUUGUUGCGGAUGCCAAGAGGAUGUUUGCAAAUGCACGCACUUACAACUCCCCCGAUACCAUUUACUAUAAAUGUGCAACCAGGCUGGAAGCCCAUUUUCAAAGCAAAGUUCAAUCAGGACUCCAAGCUGGUGCCAAAAUCCAGCAGUGA
Prunus armeniaca (apricot) is the source of this 1653-nucleotide messenger RNA. NCBI's taxonomy places the organism in Eukaryota, Viridiplantae, Streptophyta, Magnoliopsida, Rosales, Rosaceae. The record is from the annotation of a GenBank genome assembly.